Molecule: messenger RNA, 1539 nt
Organism: Hypomesus transpacificus
Lineage: Eukaryota; Metazoa; Chordata; Actinopteri; Osmeriformes; Osmeridae
Gene: lrrc18a
Product: leucine rich repeat containing 18a
Exons: 2
Coding region: 400-1176 (258 amino acids)
Molecular function (GO): protein binding
Source: RefSeq, a predicted model, not a curated record
GAGAGGGGGAGUGGACCUUGUGUGUGUAGACUGGGGGAGGUAUGGAGAGACAGGCUGCACAUUUCACAGCUUUAACACUUCAGGGCUUCUCCCAGGGCUGGGCUAGCAGGGUUAGGGUUUAACACCAUUAAGCCUCUGUCUGAAAUGGCAGCGUAAAAUGUGGGUGGUUUUGGAAUACAACAUAGGCAGGAAAAGGUAGAGACCUGAGUCUUUGUAGUUUUUUUUUACACAUACACACAACUAUAUGUGUGUAUUUGUGUGUGUGUGGUUUGCUAAAACAGAGCAUGGGGGUGUUCUCUAGUGGAAUGGCCUCCUUACAGGAGUUGAGAGCCUGUCUGUAAUCCUGAGUCCCUCAACUGGCGUAACUGCAACACUGCUACUGAAGACAGAGCAUGCACCAUGGCUAAAGGGAAGGGCAGAGCCAAGGGGAAGACGGUGACCCUGAAGAUGGCCAAGACCGCCAUGAGGGUGAUGCCGGAUGGCCGCACUCGCCUGGACCUCAGCAACACAGGCAUUGACACCUUCCCCAAGUGCCUCCUCAAGCUUGCCGACACCCUUGACGAACUGGACCUGAGCCGCAACCAGCUGCAGAAGCUUCCAGACUGUAUCGGGGACAUGCUGUCCCUCAAGUCUCUGGAUCUCCAUAGCAACCAGCUGGAGGUCGUUCCGAUGAGCAUCGGACAACUCGUGGAGCUGUCCCACCUCAAUCUCUCCAACAACCUCUUGACCUCCGAGGGCCUACCCCAAUCACUGGGCUGCCUUACUGGCCUACAGAGCCUCAAUCUGGGCAUGAACAACCUGGACAGCCUACCUGAUUCUAUGGUGGCUCUCACCAGCCUUCAGGAGCUUGGCCUGUUUGAUAACCUCCUGAGCCAUCUGCCUGAGUUUGUAAGACACCUCCCUAAUAUCAGCAAGAUCAACACCAAGAGAAACCCCCUGUCUAGCAACCAGGGGGCCGGGGGCCAGGGGGCCAGCAGCCAGGUGACCCGGGGGGAGCUCAGUCUGUACCUGGCCAACGAAGCCAGUCUGUGUAAAGACUGUGUGGCGAGGUGCAGGGAGGAGAGGGACAGGAAGACGGAGAAGAGGAAAGGAGGAGACGAGGAGAACAGGAGGCCGUUCUCAGGGCUCAUCACGCCCAACUCAGUGGCACAGCUUAAUCAGGAGGCGUGGCGGUGAGGAGAGGACAGAGGAGCUAGCCAAUCAAUGGCCAGGGAAGGAUGCAACAAACUCUGUUUGAGACGCUGCUGUUUAUUCUCCUCAUAACCUCAAAUACCAAUUAGACAGACAACACACACACAGUGAGAGCGCGUAUUCAACCCGACAACAUUGAACUGUUUCUUCUUGUGAUCAUUUUGUGAUAAUGACCGUUUACCAUGUUGUCCAAAUUAAAUAUAUUUCCUGAAUGUUGCUUCCCACAAACAUGUCCAGUCAUUCUUCAGUAAAUUCAGAUGUUUAUGAAACCCUGAUUAUAACCCGAAUGCAUCCGAUCAACACACUGACAUCUUACAUGAUCUAAGUACGGGGCUGUCACAUGAUGAU